AAUGUAUCUCCUCCCAUUUGAACUUUGGAAACCCUGCUGUGGUAAAGCGUUCCCAACAUGUGUAGUCAUUCUUUCUGUUCUACACCACUUCUGCCUUCAAACCGUGCUCUUCAGAUUCAGUACUACAGGAGCGAUGCUGCUGCUGUGGAUAGCGUUAUCUCUCACAUGGCCUGGCACAAUCGGCUUUACGAUCCACAGCAUGAAGGAAGGUCUGUGUCUAGAGGACUCAUCUGAAGGAGUUGUUGAGUUAAGAACAUGCAGUCUGGACUCAGUCCUGCAGCAGUGGAAGUGGACAGAUUACUGGUUUCUAGUAAACGCAGGCACCCAGAGGUGUCUCUCUGCCGUGCACACAGACCCAGUCCAGACUAUCACCUGUGAUUCUGGUGAACAUAUCAAAUGGCAGUGCAAAGCUCAACAGCUCAUCAGCCUGCAAAACUCUUUGGCAUUGAGCACAGAGAGAGGAAAUGUCAAACUGAACACGGGUGAACACGACACAUGGAAAUCUCUGGAUGCGGGCGACAUCUGCCAGAAUAAACAGAGAUCCAGAAGAGACAGCGAUUUAGAGACGGAUGAGUUUGACUUUGAAGAAGGGCCGCCUGCACCGAGAAUGACAGAGGCACAGAUGAAGUUUUUACAGUGGUAUUACCGCACAGAAAACCCAACACCGUGGAAGUUUGGCAUGCUGGCAUUUGCUUUUCUGGGUCUCCUGAUCGGCGCAGUGCUGUGUGUCAUGGGCGUGAUGGCUAAUAGGAACAGGAAGAAAAUAGCCAAAUACAAAGUAGCCUCAAAAGUCACAGACAUGAAAUCUGAAAUGGAGGAGCUGCAGGUCAUCAUCACUGAUAAGGUCACAGAGGUCAAAGAAGAGAAAACCCAUUUCACCCCAUCCGAACACAUUACUACAUACAACAGCCAUAAGGAUUGGGAAGAGCCUUCAUUCGACAGCAAAACCUCAGAGGGACCGAAGCCUGGAGAAAUUAUGGUGACCUGGAGAGAUGGGAAUGUGUCUACUUUGUAUCCUGAACCUGCAGAGGAAGAACAAGGGGAAAAGGAUGUCUACAAAACAGAUGGAGAGACUAUGUCCCAAAACUGCCCCCAAGCAAUAGCAUCAUCUGACACAAUAGCAUUUUAAUUUAGCCUGUUUGUGUUCAUUUUCUCACCUGGGCUAUAACCACAGGGAGGGAUGUGCACAUUCAAAAUCCUUUCGGAAAUUUCCAAUUAAUAUUUACAUUAGCACCCAAUAGUUAUUAUAAGAUUAUUUUUUAAAUGUUUUAAAAGAACUGAUAUAGAAAACAUUUUAAAUGCAGAUAUUACUGUUGUACUGUAUUUUGAUCAAAUACAAGGCUCUCUUUGUGAGCAUUAGAGAUUUCUUUCAAAAACAUCAAAAACAUUAAUUAUUCUUUAUAAUAACUUUUGCCUGCCAGUGUAUAUUAUUGCACUUUUCCCCAGCCCAACAUAUAUGCUUACAGCCUUGGGUCAACCAACCAGCUUAAUGAUUACAUAAUAUAUUUACAAGUUUUAUAGUUUAUAUUUCAAAAGGCAAGUUUUACUAUUUGUUAUAAAA
This is a messenger RNA of Labeo rohita (rohu), 1561 nucleotides long. RefSeq names its product solute carrier family 51 subunit beta. Gene Ontology annotation, molecular function: transmembrane transporter activity; protein heterodimerization activity. Gene Ontology annotation, cellular component: plasma membrane. The coding region runs from base 2 to 1129 and encodes 375 amino acids. NCBI's taxonomy places the organism in Eukaryota, Metazoa, Chordata, Actinopteri, Cypriniformes, Cyprinidae. Gene Ontology annotation, biological process: bile acid and bile salt transport. The transcript has 6 exons. The record is from RefSeq and is a predicted model, not a curated record.